Molecule: messenger RNA, 1633 nt
Organism: Arvicanthis niloticus (Nile rat)
Lineage: Eukaryota; Metazoa; Chordata; Mammalia; Rodentia; Muridae
Gene: Chi3l1
Product: chitinase 3 like 1
Biological process (GO): carbohydrate metabolic process; chitin catabolic process
Cellular component (GO): extracellular region
Molecular function (GO): chitin binding
Source: RefSeq, a predicted model, not a curated record
CUAAGGAAGAGGCCCUGAAUUAGGAAACUGGGUACUAGGAGAAGCCAUCAUGCGCACCUCUGCUGAAGCCAGGAUGGGCAUGAGGGUGGCGCUGACAGGCUUGGCGGUCCUGAUGCUGCUCCAGAGCUGCUCUGCGUACAAGCUGGUCUGCUACUACACCAGCUGGUCCCAGUACCGGGAAGGCAAUGGGAGCUGCUUCCCAGACAGCAUCCACCAUUCCCUGUGUACCCACAUCAUCUACAGCUUUGCCAACAUCAGCAACAACCAGAUUGGCACAUGGGAGUGGAAUGAUGUGUCACUCUAUGGCAUGCUCAAUGCACUGAAGACCAGAAACCCCAACCUGAAGACCCUCCUGUCUGUUGGAGGAUGGAGCUUUGGCUCAGAGAGAUUUUCCAGGAUUGUCUCCAACCCUCAGAGUCGCAAGACUUUCAUCCAGUCGGUAGCCCCAUUCCUGCGGACCUAUGGUUUUGAUGGGCUGGAUCUCGCCUGGCUCUACCCUGGCCCAAGAGACAAACAGUAUUUCUCUACCCUGAUCAAGGAACUGAAGGCGGAAUUCACAAAGGAAGUCCAGCCAGGCACGGAGAAACUCCUCCUCAGUGCAGCUGUGUCAGCAGGAAAGGUGGCCCUUGACAGUGGCUAUGACAUCGCCCAGAUAGCCCAACACCUGGAUUUUAUCAAUCUCAUGACCUACGAUUUCCAUGGAGUGUGGCGCCAAGCCACAGGACAUCACAGCCCCCUCUUCCGAGGCCAGGAGGACACUAGGUCUGACAGAUUCAGCAAUGUGGACUAUGCCGUGGGGUACAUACUGAGGCUGGGAGCCCCGGCCAGCAAGCUAGUGAUGGGCAUUCCUACCUUUGGGAAGAGCUUCACUCUGGCAUCUUCUGAGAAUCGAGUGGGUGCUCCAAUCUCAGGGCCAGGAUUACCAGGCCGGUUCACCAAGGAGAAAGGGACACUCGCCUACUAUGAGAUAUGCGACUUCCUCAGAGGAGCUGAAAUACAAAGAAUCCCGGGCCAGCAGGUUCCCUUUGCUACCAAGGGCAACCAGUGGGUGGGGUAUGAUGACCCGGAGAGCGUCAAAAACAAGGUUAAGUACUUGAAGAACAAGCAUCUGGCAGGAGCCAUGGUGUGGGCACUGGACUUGGAUGAUUUCCGGGGCUCCUUCUGUCCACAGAAAGUGCGCUUCCCGCUCACCAACGCCAUCAAGGAUGCCCUGGCUUAGCUCCCCCUUUCCCACGUGAUAUCCCCACCCUCUAGCCAGGAGUUUGAUCACUUGCAAUGCUAAGUCCCCCAACUGGGAUUCAGUUUCCCUCCCUUGGAACCUGUGUAGGGGGCCACAGCAGGCGGGAUUGUGAGAGUCACAGUGUGAGGUACACGCUCGGGACAACCCUGUUAACGAAUGCAAAUUCUCAGACUCUUAACUCCCUUUCCCCAGCUCGCCUGACCAAAGGACACCAUUUUGGCAAAGUUAUAGCAUCAAGUAGGCAAACAUCUUACAGGAUUCAGGGACCAUACUAAUUAUACCCUCUGUAAAGCCCAACUUGAAACCUUCCCUGAGGAACUUAAUCGUCUCUCUGUCCCACUUCCCUUUCCCUAAUUCCACAGCUGCUCAAUAAAGCGCCAGAGCUUAACAGUG